Molecule: messenger RNA, 2148 nt
Organism: Humulus lupulus (European hop)
Lineage: Eukaryota; Viridiplantae; Streptophyta; Magnoliopsida; Rosales; Cannabaceae
Product: chaperonin CPN60-2, mitochondrial
Exons: 18
Coding region: 147-1886 (579 amino acids)
Biological process (GO): protein refolding
Cellular component (GO): mitochondrion; cytosol
Molecular function (GO): ATP binding; ATP-dependent protein folding chaperone
Source: RefSeq, a predicted model, not a curated record
AGGGGCUGGUUCUAGAGUCUUCUCCUUCCUCUAGAAAAAAAAACCCUUCUCCUCUUUUCUUUCUCGUCUUCAUUCUAGUAUUCUCCUCUCUACCACUCUUCUCGACUCUCUGUUGGUCUCCGUUACUCUCUCUGCAAUUUUCCAAGAUGUACCGCUACGCUGCAAGCCUCGCUAACAAAGCUAGGAUCGCAAGAAAUGCAAGCCAGCAGGUUGGCAGUAGGUUGGCUUGGACCAGAAACUAUGCGGCUAAGGAGAUUAGAUUUGGUGUGGAAGCUCGAGCCCUGAUGCUUAAGGGUGUUGAAGAUCUUGCUGAAGCAGUUAAAGUGACCAUGGGUCCUAAGGGGCGUACUGUGGUGAUUGAACAAAGCUUUGGUGCUCCUAAAGUGACCAAAGAUGGUGUAACAGUCGCUAAGAGUAUUGAGUUCAAGGAUAAGAUCAAGAAUAUUGGUGCCAGCCUGGUGAAACAGGUUGCAAAUGCCACAAACGAUGUUGCUGGUGAUGGGACUACUUGUGCUACAGUUCUUACCCGUGCAAUUUUUACGGAAGGAUGCAAGUCAGUUGCUGCUGGAAUGAAUGCCAUGGACCUAAGACGUGGUAUUACCAUGGCAGUUGAUGCUGUCGUGACAAACUUGAAGAGCAGAGCACGAAUGAUCAGCACUUCUGAAGAGAUAGCACAGGUUGGGACAAUAUCUGCAAAUGGAGAGAGAGAAAUUGGUGAAUUGAUUGCAAAGGCAAUGGAGAAGGUCGGCAAAGAGGGAGUUAUCACAAUUCAGGACGGAAAAACUUUGUACAAUGAAUUAGAAGUUGUUGAAGGAAUGAAGUUAGACCGGGGCUACAUAUCUCCUUAUUUCAUAACAAACCAGAAAAACCAAAAAUGUGAAUUGGAAGAUCCUCUGAUUCUCAUUCACGAGAAGAAAAUCUCUAGCAUUAAUGCUGUGGUCAAGGUCUUGGAGUUGGCAUUGAAGAAGCAAAGGCCCUUGCUGAUUGUGGCAGAAGAUGUGGAAAGUGAUGCCCUAGCGACUCUUAUUUUAAAUAAGAUUCGUGCUGGAAUUAAGGUCUGUGCUGUGAAAGCCCCUGGUUUUGGUGAAAACCGAAAAUCUGGGCUGCAGGAUCUUGCUGUUCUCACAGGAGGAGAUGUCAUUACUGAAGAGCUUGGUCUAAAUUUGGAAAAGGUUGAUUUGGAUAUGCUCGGUACUUGCAAAAAGGUGACAAUUUCAAAGGAUGACACUGUUAUUCUUGAUGGUGCCGGUGACAAGAAAUCUAUUGAGGAAAGAUGUGAACAGAUAAGGUCAGGAAUUGAGUUGAGUACUUCCGAUUAUGACAGAGAGAAGUUACAGGAGAGAUUAGCCAAGCUUUCUGGUGGUGUUGCCGUCUUGAAGAUUGGAGGAGCUAGUGAAGCAGAAGUCGGUGAGAAGAAGGAUAGAGUGACUGAUGCUCUAAAUGCCACAAAAGCAGCAGUGGAAGAAGGCAUCGUACCAGGUGGAGGUGUUGCUCUCCUUUAUGCAUCGAAAGAGUUGGACAAACUUCCAACUGCCAACUUCGAUCAGAAGAUUGGUGUUCAGAUCAUUCAGAAUGCUCUAAGGACACCCGUGUACACAAUUGCUUCUAAUGCGGGAGUUGAGGGAGCUGUUGUUGUUGGUAAGCUUUUGGAGCAAAAUGACCCUGAUCUUGGAUAUGAUGCAGCCAAAGGUGAAUAUGUAGAUAUGGUUAAAUCCGGAAUCAUAGACCCCCUAAAAGUAAUUAGGACAGCCUUGGUUGAUGCCGCAAGUGUGUCAUCUCUGAUGACAACAACAGAAGCUGUUGUGGUAGAACUUCCCAAGGAUGACAAGGACGGUCCUGCAAUGGGCGGCGGUGGCAUGGGAGGCAUGGGCGGCAUGGAUUUCUGAGGAGUCCAGCCCCCUGACGAUACGCAUGUUCAACAUACUUGAACUCAUUUUGAUUUUUCAUGAAAUCUUGGGAAGCAGAGAUAAGAGGUUUUAUUAAAUUUUCUUGAUAUUGUACCGGUUUGAGAGGCAUCCAUGUAAUCAUAGGGCGAGAAAAAGCUUCAUCUAGGUAGUUCUGUAACUCACUAAUGUCAUCGGAGGAAGAAUGGGCGUGUGCGUAUAUCAUUGAACUAUUCUUUUUCGAAAUAAACUUUUUUUUUUCUUU